CUCACAGCCAAACCCCAGUUCGGAUAAAGUGAUAAAUCCCAGCCAUCUCCUCAACCCUCCACUGCAAAAACUACAAUGCCAUCCUCAUCUUUUCUCUAAAACCCUAAGUUUUUCUCCCAAAAUGGCUGCAAUUUCCUCGCUCUUCUCACAAACCCUCCUCCACCAUCCCACUAAAACCCUAACCCUUCACUCAAAACCUUCAAUUCAACCGCUAAAACCCUUCCAUUUCCUCAAUUCAGUCACGUUCAAAGCCAUAAAACCCAAACGACCCAUCGCCGUCUCCGCCGUCACCGCAGAAGCGCCGGUCGCCACAUCCGAUGUUGCCGCGAGGAGACUAUACGUGGGGAACAUUCCCCGGACUCUCGACAGUGCGGAGCUUGCAAGGAUCGUCGAAGAACACGGCGCCGUCGAGAAAGCAGAGGUGAUGUAUGAUAAGUACUCUGGAAGGAGUCGCCGAUUUGCUUUUGUUACAAUGAAGACUGUUGAGGAUGCAAAUGCAGCAAUUGAGAAGCUGAAUGGCACUGAAAUUGGAGGACGGGAGAUCAAAGUAAAUAUAACAGAAAAACCUUUGCUGACUCUGGAUAUGUCACUUCUCCAGGCAGAGGAAUCCCAGUUCAUUGACAGUCCCCACAAAGUUUAUGUGGGUAACCUUGCCAGGACAGUAACCACAGAUACGCUCACCCAAUUUUUCUCCGAGAAGGGAGGAAAGGUGCUUAGCGCAAAGGUUUCUCGGGUUCCAGGAACCUCAAAAUCCAGUGGGUUUGGUUUUGUUUCGUUCUCGUCUGAAGAAGAUGUUGAAGCUGCUAUAUCAUCUUGCAACAAUGCUUUCUUGGAUGGGCAACGAAUUCGUGUAAACAAAGCAUAAGGAUAGAGGGCAGCUGCUUCUGGGCUUGGAGAGUAAUGUACUCUGUAUCGAUUUUAUUGAAGAUUUGUAAGAUAUUUUCCAUGAAGAAUGAAAAGAAAAAUGAAAAUUUUCAGAGCACA
Vitis vinifera (wine grape) is the source of this 984-nucleotide messenger RNA. Its product is annotated as small ribosomal subunit protein cS22. The transcript is spliced from 4 exons. The record is from RefSeq and is a predicted model, not a curated record. Gene Ontology annotation, molecular function: mRNA binding. The coding region runs from base 122 to 865 and encodes 247 amino acids. NCBI's taxonomy places the organism in Eukaryota, Viridiplantae, Streptophyta, Magnoliopsida, Vitales, Vitaceae. Gene Ontology annotation, cellular component: cytosol.